This is a messenger RNA of Bombina bombina (fire-bellied toad), 462 nucleotides long. RefSeq names its product transmembrane protein 272-like. The coding region runs from base 1 to 462 and encodes 153 amino acids. The record is from RefSeq and is a predicted model, not a curated record. Lineage: Eukaryota; Metazoa; Chordata; Amphibia; Anura; Bombinatoridae. The transcript is spliced from 5 exons.
AUGGCAGGAGACAUGACCCAGAGAAUUGAUGAUGUGGUGCAGAUUAUAUUUGGCCUGAUAUGGACAGCAAUGAGCAUUGCCAUGAUUGCUGUAGGGGCUGUUUUCUUAAAUAACUGCCCAGACGAGCGCAUGAUCCCAAUCUACCUGAUCGUGGCCGGGGUAUUCAGCUUCUCUUUCUGGAUAUUUCUGCCCCUGGAGUGGUUCUCCCCCUACCUGAGACAAAUCCUCAUGUCACUUACAUCUCUGUUCAUCUUUGCCUGGUUUAUUGCAGGAAGCGUCUGGGUUUUCAGAAUAUACAACAACGAUCCAAGGCGAUGCCAGAUAAAUAUGUACCUCUUUGCAUUUGCGGUCCUGAUCAUACAGUACAUCUCUAUUGGAUUAAUGGAUAAAGGACUGUCUUUUAGGCUCUCUGCUAUGUCUUCUCUAACUAAUGAAGCCAUAACUGCUAAAAGUCCAUUUUGA